CACAGGUUAAAGGAACUGAAAAGAUCAUAAAAUGGUCCAAAAUCUGAAGUUCACUGUUUUAGAUGCCAGCUAAGUCAACUAAGUCUGUCUGUUAGUACAUCAGCCGAUCAUGCUUCAAAAACUACAAUGUCUGCUUCUAGCCUCUGCUAUGCUGUUCUGCAACACCACCCCCACGGAAAAACAUGGGGGCUCAGAUACAAAGUGUCCUCUGAUGGUGAAAAUUCUGGAUGCAGUAAAAGGAACUCCAGCUGGAUCAGUGCCACUCAAGGUGUCUCAGAAGUCUGCUGAUGGGGGAUGGAUGCAGAUUGCCAAUGGAGUGACGGAUGCCACUGGAGAGAUCCAUAAUCUGAUCACAGAGGAGCAAUUCCCAGCAGGGGUGUAUCGUGUUGAGUUUGAUACCAAAGCUUACUGGAAGAAUGAGGGGAGCGUGCCGUUCCAUGAAGUAGCUGAUCAGGGUGGGCACAGCACCACAGCACCACGUCCUUCUCCCCAGCUAGAUUUUCCAGUUCCUCCUGGGGAACCUCAAGGCAUUCCGAGGCCAGAUGUGAUAUAUAAGCUCUCCAGCAUGUUCUGGGUCUACUCCAGGGCCUCCCACCAGUUGGACAUGCCCAGAAACCUCUAAUGGAAGGCGUCGAGGAAGCAUCCUGAUCAGAUGCCGAAACCACCUUUCGUUGAAGGAGCAGCGGGUCUAUCCGAGCUCCAUCUGGAUGUCUGAGCUCCUUACUCUAUCUAUAAGGGUGGUGUUUGAGGCCCAUGCUGAAGGUCAUCGUCACUAUACAUUGGCCUUGCUCCUCAGCCCAUACUCUUACACCACCACAGCCGUGGUCACCGACGCA
Molecule: messenger RNA, 836 nt
Organism: Xiphias gladius (swordfish)
Lineage: Eukaryota; Metazoa; Chordata; Actinopteri; Istiophoriformes; Xiphiidae
Gene: ttr
Product: transthyretin (prealbumin, amyloidosis type I)
Exons: 6
Coding region: 110-622 (170 amino acids)
Biological process (GO): purine nucleobase metabolic process
Source: RefSeq, a predicted model, not a curated record